AUGACCAAGAACUAUCAAAACUCGGAGAAAAUGGCCCCAUCCAACCCACAAUCCCCCCAAGAACAAGUCAUGGAUUUUAUCAAUAACCUUGGUGACCAAAUGGAGGAAGCCUUCUCCCAAGCCGCCUCUUCUCCCCAAACCGAGAGAGGCGACCCAUCCACCUCUAACAGAGAGGCUAGAGCUCAGGGAAAUCCACCUAGCUACGAUCAACCCGAACAAACCAGCGAAUCUAGCGCCCACGCGAACCGUGGUGGAAACGGUGGCGAACACCGUGGCCGUCACCAAUGGGGCGGCGGCCCAUGGGGUUAUAACUGGCGUGAACAAGCAGACCCAUGGGUCCAAAUGGCCAGCAACCUUGCUGAAAGCUUUUCCACUCCAAAUACCAACGGCCCUCCACAUCCCGGUAUGUUCUUCGGAGGAGGGGGUCCAGGUGGGCCUGGAGGGCCCGGCAGCUGCCAUGGUGGCCGUGGUGGCGGCCGUGGCGGCCGUGGUGGCUUCGGAGGCUUCGGAGGAGGCCGUGGAAGUUAUCAUGGUCCGUGGGGCUGGGGUUCUCACCGUGCCCGCUGGGGAAACCGCGGCAGUCACUACUACAGAAAUGAUAAUGGCAGCCCGGAAUUUAUCCCUCCUGUCGAUCUAUUCGAUACACCCAAUAGCUUCGUCGUUCACGUUGCCCUCCCAGGCGCCAUCAAGGAGGAUAUCGGUAUAAACUACGAUUUCGAUAACGCAGAACUCCAAAUCUCUGGAGUUGUUCAUCGCCCAGGGAAUGAAGAGUUCCAAAAGCAUCUUGUUGAUGGAGAGCGCAGUAUUGGUGUCUUUGAUCGCAAGAUUAAGCUUGAGAGUAAUGGCAAGGUCGUCUUCGUCGAUGCUGAUAGCAUUACUGCUAAGCUCGAGAACGGCUUGUUGGAAGUUACCGUACCAAAGUUGAGGAAGGCUGAUGAGCCUGAGAAGAAGAAGAUUAAUAUUGAGUAA
Orbilia oligospora ATCC 24927 is the source of this 969-nucleotide messenger RNA. RefSeq lists its product as uncharacterized. Lineage: Eukaryota; Fungi; Ascomycota; Orbiliomycetes; Orbiliales; Orbiliaceae. The record is from RefSeq and is a predicted model, not a curated record. The transcript has a single exon. Gene Ontology annotation, biological process: response to hydrogen peroxide; protein folding; protein complex oligomerization. The coding region runs from base 1 to 969 and encodes 322 amino acids.